Messenger RNA from Vitrella brassicaformis, 3886 nucleotides. Lineage: Eukaryota; Vitrellaceae. The record is from the annotation of a GenBank genome assembly.
CUACCAUCAGUGGGUGUUUGUGGCUGUCUUUUCUUUUGUGUGACCAUUGUCAACACACGUGCAGUCCUCACAGGGGGUGGUUUGCAAUGAGUUAUUGGUUUAUGUUGCCUUCUCUUGAGAUGCGUUUCACGAUUUCCCAACCAAAGGCGACGCCGAGAACCGCGAAGCUUUGACAGCGCCGCCACCCUGACCGAGCAGCAGCGAUGGUGUGGAUCGGAGGGUUUCUCGGACGACCGGGGGCAAGCAAGAGCGCGCCCCUCAGAGUGGGAGCUGUCGCUCUCGCAGCCUGUAAGCAAACACCAGCCGAACACGCCCAGAGGGGAGGGAGGGAGGAAGGGUGUGUUCGCGUCGGGCAGAGGUGCUUUGCGUUUCAUGUGGGCGCUGGGCAAAGACGGUAUGUUGUGUGUGGUGUGUGGUUUGGUUGUUCUUUGUUUCAGCGGGUGCGGUGAUCGGAGCUAGCUACUACUACUUUCCCGACCGCGGCACACAUCGCGCAGCACGUAAGAGCAAACGGAGCCUGCAGGCACGCCGCGCGCGCACAGGCACCAUCCCGCUCACAAUGACUGUUUGUGUGCCUGGCCCUUUCCUGUAUGUACGUGUCGUCAGUUGUGGCUGCCGGUUGUGCAGCUCCUCCCGCGCACAACUCGGUAGGCGCAAAUGAACCGAUUGGUGUAGACAGCCACACAAACGCACACGUGCAAGUAAUCAUUUGUGUGCGGGCGGCGUUUAUGUGAUUCAGUUUUUCGGCAGCGGGGGCAAGGGCGGCGCUGAGGGCGCCUCGCACGUCAAGCGACACAAAAUCGCCCUCGUCGGUGAGAGGAGAUGAAAGAUGAUGAAUGGAUGCCCGUGUGAGCUCAACUGCCAGCGGGGACGAUAGCGCUUGUGUUGUGUGUAUGUGUGUAGGUGCUGGUCAGAUCGGCGCGACGCUGGCUCUGUUGAGCGGCAUGAAGGAGUUGGGGGACGUCGUCAUGUACGACAUUGUCGAAGGUACGUGAUCGAUUCCCCACACAUGCAUGUGGAAGGGGGUCGUGUGUGGGUGCAGGCAUGCCGCAGGGCAAGGGUCUGGAUCUGUGUCAGCUGUCACCUGUCGAGGGCUUCGACGCCACCUUCAAGGGGUAUGUGUGUGUGUUCUGUGUGUGUGUGUCUGUGUCUGUGCGUACGUCUGGGUGCAUUUGCUUUGGUACGUUGUGUUGUGCAGCACCCAGAGCUACGCGGACAUGAAGGACGCGGAUGUGGUCAUCGUCACGGCCGGCGUUCGCAAACCCACACGCACGCCUUAGAGAGAGCUAUGAGUAGUGCGUGUGUGUGGAUGGGUGCACUGCAGGUCCCCCGCAAGCCGGGUAUGUCCCGCGACGACCUGCUGGCCAUCAACGCCAAGAUCGUCAGACAGGUUCGUGCCUCAGGCAGAUGUACACCAAAGCAUCCACACCACAUGACACGCAUUGAAUGGACGGACAAAUAUGCGCAGAUAGAUAGACGCAUGUGUGUGAGUAUCUGUGUCUGUCUGUCAUCUGUGUCAGGUUGCGGACGGCAUCAAGACCUACUGCCCCGACGCGUUUGUCGUGUGCAUCACCAACCCACUCGGUCAGGCAGGCAAAACAGUCAGGGGGGCACACGCGCACAAAUGCCAACACCAACACCGAUGGACAGAACGCUUGUGUCGAUGUGUUGAUACAGACGCGAUGGUCCAGCUGCUGCAGGAAGUCAGCGGUCUCCCCCCAAACAAGGUGAGUGCGUCGACGCAGAACAGACAGACACCUUCAUGGGCCCGCACCGUACGUGUGUUGUGUGUCUGCAGGUGGUCGGCAUGGCGGGCGUCCUCGACGCAAGCAGAUUCAGAUACUUCCUGGUACAGACACAAGGAACACACUACACAUCGAUUCAGUUGUCUGUCGUGUGGUGUGCCUGUGUGCAACGAACAGGCGGAGAAGCUGAAUGUGUCUGUUGAGGACGUGCACUGCCUGGUCAUGGGCGGACACGGCGACACCAUGGUCCCACUCGUCAGAUACAGCAACGGUCGGUCAGUCGGUCGGUGUGUGUGGAUGAGAGAAACUGAGCCCUGCUGUGCACUCUCUCCUCGUGUCUCUGUGCGUUGUGUCAGUUGGCGGCAUCACCCUCCCCGAUUUGGUCAAGAUGAAGUGGCUGACACAAGUAGGCUCAUACCUUUCUCUCUCAACUCAACACGCACACACGCACAUGAGCAUGUGGACGUCCAGGACGAGUUGAACAAGAUGGUCGACCGAACGCGCUUCGGCGGUGGCGAAAUCGUCGGGUACGUAUGCGCAUUUUCCAAUUUGACGCUUCAUAUGAUGUGUGUGUGUCAUGCGAACGUUCAGUCUGCUCAAGACUGGCAGUGCUUUCUACGCGCCGGCCGCAUCAGCCAUCUCCAUGGUACUCACUCGCGCGAGCACGUAUCGGUAUGUGUGCGAACUUGACUGUGCUUGUGUGUGUGUGUGUGUGUGUGUGUGUGUAUGAGCGCAGGCUGAGGCGUACCUGAAGGACAAGAAGCGCCUGCUGCCGUGCGCGGCCUACCUGGUGAGUCGGGGAAGCAUGCAUUGAGGGUGGAUGGAUGGAUGGACGAGAAUUCGCAUAUGUGUCUGCAGACGGGCGAGUACGGCGUGAACGGCUUCUACUGCGGCGUGCCGGUCAUCAUUGGCAAGGGAGGUGCGUCGCCACCCAACUGGCGCAUCACACACAUAACAUACCUCCCACAUAUGGGUGGGUGUAUGUGUGUGUCUCUCUAUAUAGGUGUGGAGAAGGUCGUCGAGCUGCAGCUCACCUCCGAGGAGUCCGCCAUGUUCAAGAAAUCGGUACAAUGCACGCACACACACGCACAACACUCACUCUCACACACACGCACAAACAAUGUCGUUGCCAUGUGUCUUGCGUCAUGCACACACGCACAGGUUGACGCCGUCAAGGAGCUCGUGGCGGCCACGCCCAAAUAGACACACACCAGCCCACUCCAACUAGAUGGCCUGGAGGGAGGGAGGGUGAAUGAGUGAGUGAGAGAUCCAUAUUGUUCGUAUCUUCCUAGCUAUCGUAUGUGUGUGUGUGAGCGUUACGAGAGUUGUCAGCGAACCAGCGGAGUCGAUGCAGCAUGUGUACGCACCUCACGAGCGGACGUAUACAUAAGACGCAGAGUACAGCGACCGAACACUCACUCAUUCACUUGCAUGCGACAGACAGUGUUUAGUCAGUAGACAGACAGACAGACCGAUGGAUGGAUGCAGUUGCUGGGGAGGGACGUUUAAGCACGAAUCGAAGCGAGAGACAGCGCGAGCGAGCGAACGAGAAAGGGACACCCACGUGUCUCACGAGUGGGUGGGUUUGGUAUGUAUGCUGUUUGAGUGUAUGUGUGUAUGACAACCGAACUUUUCUCCCUGCUGGUCUGCGCGGUGUGUUGCUCUGUCGGUCCUGGAUGUCCGUGUGCUCACAGAUAUGUACCGUGAGCACACGGCACUCCAGAAUCGGAAGCAAAACACACCACAGCAGACAGCAAGGGGCAGCCGACCAGUGAGAAGACUGAGUUUAGAGAGACGCCAAUGCGGUCUUUUUCCAUAAUCGGGUUUGACUGACACCACACGUAGACCGACCGACCGACUGACUGACCGACACACAUGCAUGUGUCUCAGUGUCUGCCUGUUCGUCCCUGCCUACCUGCCUGUGUGUCUCUCUAUGUCCCUGUCUGUCCUUCUAUCUCUCUGGGGGUUUUGCUGUGGUCAUGAUACGGACGGACGGACAGCGAUGGAGAAUAUGAGCCAAUUAACCCAAUCAUGAUGGACAGAUGACGAGCAUGCAGAUCUGCGUUUAAAGUCAGACAGAAAUCACACACACAAGACACUCACUGGUUUCUUGUUUUUCAUCCCCCCGACGUUUCAAGCAG